AUGGAUCCGAAGCUGGUCGGACCAUGGGUCGCAAAAGCACUAUGUACAGAGUUUGCAUUGCUGCUCUUAAAUCAGCCACUAAAGCCAGAACUAGAAAUAUUCCAUCAACUUUGGUCAAAAGCCCUAUUUAAGGCUACAGUGGAUGGGGGAACCAAUGAGCUGUAUGACAACAUGGCUGAGCAGAGAGGCAAAUAUCUGCCAAAUCUCAUCACUGGGGACUUUGACUCAGCUAGGCCGGAGGUCUUACAGUUUUAUAAGGAAAAGGGAGUGGAAAUUGUAAAUACUCCAGACCAGGAUGAUACAGACUUUACAAAAUGUUUGAAGAUUAUAUUGGAAAAGAGGAAAACUUACCAGGUAGACUGUAUUGUUGCGCUUAGUGCCUUUGGAGGUCGACUGGACCAACAGUUUGCCAAUAUAAACACAUUAUUUACAGCUCACCAGCUUGAAGGAAGUAUACCAGUUUACCUCUUGUCCAGCCAGUCAAUGUCCUGCUUACUUCAGAAGGGCUGUCACAGGUUGAAAGUUGACUCUGGGAUGGAAGGUGAAAGUUGUGGUCUGGUUCCUAUUGCAGGUCAAUGUAAUACUGUUACAACAUCAGGACUUAAAUGGAAUCUGGACGGACAGUCCAUGUGUUUUGGAGGGUUAAUCAGUACAUCUAAUACAUGGAAUGGAGCAGAUACUGUUACCGUGGAAACUGAUAGUCCUUUGUUAUGGAUGAUGGAUUUGAAAACUAAAUCAGCAUCUUAAAUACAGUCAUGUUUAACUGUAAACUUCAACAACAAAUAUUAGAUUUUACUGUUUUAUUUUAGAUUUAAUCAGGUUUUACAGUUUUCCUUGAAGAUAUAGUAUGCACAUCUUUCACUUAGAUAUGUUUUCAUAAGAGAAUAACAUUAAAUGUAGACACUCCUCAUUAGAUUUAUUUGACUUGGCUAAAAAAGUAACUGCUUACAUAGAACUGCUAUUGAAACUAAACAUCAUUUGAGUCGCACCACGAGAAAACCAACAUAGUGCGUUUGUGACCAGCAUGGAUGCAGACCAGCCUGCACAUCCACACAGUCUGGUUAGGAUCCAUGCUGUUCGCUUUCAAAGUCUAUUGCAAUUAGAGAAACAGCGAACAGUAUUUAGUAAUAGUCAGUAUCAAUUUUGUGGUUUAAAAUCCAGUUAUACUGGUUGGGAACCAUUUUCCGGACAGGACCAGUUUCCGGACACACGUAAUAUCCACUUUAUUUCGUUGUUUUUCAUGUAAUUGUUUUAUCUAGAUCAUUUAGAUGUUUGUUCUUCAUGUCUACAACAAACCACUAUUUUAUAAGACUGUAUAAUGUUUGGGUUUUUGAUGAUAACUCACCUGCGUUUACAAAACAAUUUUCUGUCUUAACGGGACAUGAAGAUAGCUUUGCGCAUGCGCAGAGCGCAGAAGUUCACACUUGCCGAGGUAUCAAGUGGGGAAGAAAUAAUCAAACUACAUAAUGAUUGUCUGCUGAUAACAUGUUCUACUUUUAAUUUCACGCUAAAAGUUACGUAAGAUGCAGCACUGUCGAUUUUUGCACUAAUUUUAUUCUAUAUCUAUUGGAAUUAUCAAGAAUUCGUAUAAGACGAAAUUCAAGUUUUUUAUAGUCAACCUCGGUUUGCUUUCGUAGCUGCUAUUGAACAUCGGGUUAUGUUUCAUGUGCAAUUUUGAAGAGAUGAAUGAUAAAGAAAUGUGUAGAAAUAGUAUAAUUAAUUAUUUACAACAAAUUAACAACAAAACACCGUCAAAAUAUUUGUCUGGAUACUGGUUUACCUGACAGGAAAAAUAACUUAUUUUAGUGACCCCAUUUGAGGCCCCAUGGAACCCAUAUUUUACGUCACAAUGCGAUGCUGAUUACAACAUCGGAUGUGGAAAGAGCUGAAGUUUGUGCAGUGUGGGCUUCUUAUAUGUCAAAUAUUUUUUUAGGGAAUAAUGGAGGCGAAAUAUGACUAUGUGUCCGGAAAAUGGUUCCCAACCAGUACAUUCAUUUAAUUGUGUAAUUUAAAGGGAAUUCCUAUAGUUUUUAAUGCGCAUCUUUCUGCGCAGCCGACACUUUCUAUGGAAAACUGAACUGAAGUCAACAUUUGUUGAAACAUGUUACAGACAAUCUUAAAUAUGAGGAAUCUUGAAUGAAAUAACAUUUUUAAUAAGUUAUAUCAGUAAUCAAAUGUUGAUACUGGUUUAUGUUGUAUUGACAAGUAUCAUGCCUGACAGGUAUCUUGCUAUUUUUGUGGUUGUGUUUUCACAUCGCAUUUUAGUAUAAAGACAGUGUUGUUCAUAUAAUGUAAGAUAAUUGACUUAGUACUGAUAAGACAAUAUCACCUUUCAGAUUAUUUAGUAUGCAAUUAUAGAAAGAAUUAAGAAUUUUUAAAACUUUUUUUAAACUUUUAGCAGACAUACAUGUAAUCAAUUUGGGCAGGUUUGCGCCAUUUCCGUCCGAACAGGUGUUUGUAUUCUAGCGGUCUUAACAUAAAAUUUAGCCUGGUGACCCAUACAUUUUUAGCCAUUUUUAUGCUGACAAUACAAUUAUCUAUACACAAGAAAAAAAAGAAAAAAUUCUAUGAAAGAGUUUUUUCAAAAUUUAAAAACAUAUUCUUCACUAUGGGUAUUUUUCAUUGAAAAAAGUUCACAAAGUAAAUAUGAAACAAUAUUUUUUUUUCAUUUGUACCCAUCAUUGUAAGGAUAGAGUAUUACAGAUAUGACUAUGAUAUCAAGUAAGUAUAUGAUAAAAUCUGUAAUAAAAAAAAAACCGUAUUGUGCUGCCUGGAUGUAUAUUUUGGUUGGUAUUUAUAAAAAAGCAGAAAAUUAUGAAAAUGUUCAAAAAUCGCUGGCAGUUUCAGCAACAGUGGGUGUGUUCAAAGCAAUUUUUCACAAAAACAAGCCUGGUGACCUAUUAUUUUUAUUUGUUCAUUGUUUUCAGCACACAUUUUCCUAUUAUAUAUAUGAAUUUAAAAGAAUUCUGUGAAAGGAAAAAAAUUAUCGGAAUUCUCUUUAAAAGCAGAAUUUUUUGCGAGUGUUUAAUUUUCGAUAUAGUCACGAAGUUCCUCACCUUGCAAACAUUUAUCCUCGCGUAAAUAUUAAGGAUAAGUAUAAUGCAAAUCAAACACAUUUUGUCAUUGCACAAACCUUCCCCAACAUAUUAAAUGGAAACAGCCAUAUUUAGAAAAAUUGUUAAUUUUUAGCCUUCCAUAAUAAUAUAGGAUAGUAUAAUUUUAAGACAAAUAGAACAAACCACAACUGCUUAAUUUACAAUGACAUGAUAACUUUCUGUUUGCAGUGUGUUUUUAUUAAAUAAACAUUGACAUCUCAUGUAAAGCAGGUUUGUUACAGGUAUACAAUCUUCAAGGUCUACAGGUAAUUAAGAGGUGUUAAAACAUCCAUACAGUUCGUAGCAAUCAAGAUAAGAUAAGAUAAGUUUUAUUUGAGUCGGCAAGACAAGUAACAAUACAACAUAAGCACUACAGGUGCUUUUGAACCAACUAUCUUUAUGGUAGACAGUCUAAAGGUAAUGUGUAACUUUUAUGUACACCUGACUAAUUAAAAAGCUGAAACUUUUUAGCUCACCUGAGCAAUGCUCAGGUGAGUUUUUCUGAUCGCUCGAUGUCCGGCGUCUGUCGUCUGUCUGUCGUCUGUCGUCUGUCUGUCGUCUGUCUGUCAACAUUUAGCUUGUGUAUGCGAUAGAGGCUGUAUUUUUCAACUGAUUUUCAUGAAACUUGGUCAGAAUGAUUACCUAAAUGAAAUCUAGGCCGAGUUCGAAAAUGGGUCAUCUCGGGUCAAAAACUAGGUCACUAGGUCAAAUCAAAGAAAAACCUUGUGUAUGCGAUAGAGGCUGUAUUUUUCAAUUAAUCUUCAUGAAUUUUGGUCAGAAUGAUUACCUUGAUGAAAUCUAGGCCGAGUUCGAAAAUGGGUCAUCUCGGGUCAAAAACUAGGACACUAGGUCAAAUCAAAGAAAAACCUUGUGUAUGCGAUAGAGGCUGUAUUUUUCAAUUGAUCUUCAUGAACUUUGGUCAGAAUGAUUCCCUUAAUGAAAUCUAGGCCGAGUU
Mercenaria mercenaria is the source of this 4050-nucleotide messenger RNA. Its product is annotated as thiamin pyrophosphokinase 1-like. The record is from RefSeq and is a predicted model, not a curated record. Gene Ontology annotation, molecular function: thiamine diphosphokinase activity; thiamine binding; ATP binding. The coding region runs from base 1 to 747 and encodes 248 amino acids. NCBI's taxonomy places the organism in Eukaryota, Metazoa, Mollusca, Bivalvia, Venerida, Veneridae. Gene Ontology annotation, biological process: thiamine metabolic process; thiamine diphosphate biosynthetic process. The transcript is spliced from 7 exons.